CUCAACGUCGCCCUAUUCUCCCUGUCCACGCACACUCCGAGUUUCGAGCGCGACGGCAAUAAAUCCGUCCGGGAAUUGAUAGCUUGCGACAGCCACCAUGGCGGCACCGGUACCCGUCAGCGAGGUGAAGAGCAAUACGCGCGAGAACAGGACAGCUGCGCACUCGCAUAUCAAGGGAUUGGGUCUGAAAGGGCCUGAUGGUCAUGCAGAUCCUUCGGGUGGAGGGUUCAUCGGGCAGGCCGCAGCUCGAGAGGCAUGUGGUUUGGUCGUCGACCUCGUGAAGCAAAAGAAGAUGUCAGGAAGAGCAGUUCUGCUGGCUGGAGGACCGGGGACGGGCAAGACCGCGCUUGCGCUGGCGGUCAGCCAGGAGCUGGGGACGAAAGUGCCCUUCUGCCCCAUCGUUGGCAGCGAGAUAUACUCAGCGGAGGUGAAGAAGACGGAGGCGCUUAUGGAGAAUUUUCGGAGAGCGAUAGGCCUCCGUGUCAAGGAAACCAAAGAAGUCUACGAAGGCGAGGUGACUGAGCUCACGCCUGAGGAAGCAGAGAACCCGCUAGGUGGCUACGGGCGCACGAUAUCGCAUCUUCUCAUCACCCUUAAAUCCGCCAGAGGAACGAAGAAGCUACGGCUCGAUCCAUCGAUAUAUGAAGCCAUACAGAAGGAGCGCGUCCGCCUCGGAGAUGUCGUCUACAUCGAAGCCAACACGGGCGCCGUGAAGCGCGUAGGGCGUUCAGACGCAUAUGCCACGGAGUUCGAUCUAGAGGCGGAGGAGUAUGUACCGAUACCCAAGGGCGAUGUGCACAAGAAGAAGGAGAUUGUGCAGGAUGUCACCCUGCAUGACCUCGACGUUGCGAAUGCAAGGCCACAAGGCGGACAGGACAUCAUGAGCAUGAUGGGCCAGCUUAUGAAGCCGAAGAAGACGGAGAUCACGGAGAAGCUGCGGUUAGAGAUCAACAAGGUGGUCAGCAAGUAUAUUGACCAGGGCGUCGCAGACUUAGUACCAGGUGUGCUAUUCAUCGACGAGGUCCACAUGCUCGAUCUUGAAGCCUUCACGUUCCUCAAUCGCGCCCUAGAGUCUCCGCUAUCACCUCUCGUCAUCCUAGCUUCGAACCGUGGCCUCACUCAUGUCCGUGGCGCACCAAACCUCCCACCAUCGGCACACGGCAUUCCCCCAGAUCUUCUUGCCCGCCUUCUAAUCAUUCCGACGCACCCCUACACCCCGUCGGAAAUCAAAUCCAUCAUUAAGACUCGAUCAAGGACAGAAGGCCUCAGUCUGGCACCGGCCGCUCUCGACAAGGUCAGCCAGCUUGGCGAAAAGGUCAGCUUGCGCUACGCGCUACAGCUGCUUGCUCCCGCAAGUAUUUUGGCCAAGGUUAGCGGACGGCAGGGCGGCACUAUCGAGGUGGACGACGUCAACGAAUGCGAGGGAUUGUUCUUGGAUGCGAGGAGGAGCGCACAGAACCUCGCAUCAACGAAUGGGUUUAUUGUAUAGGCGCUUGUGGAAGGGUCUGUACGAUAGGUCGGCGUUGGAGGCAAGGGCUGGCGUGCGUCGGGUACGGAUAUCUUUCAACGGGACUAUGUGACGGCACAAAGAACGGAAUCAAAACUGAGUAAUCUU
Molecule: messenger RNA, 1615 nt
Organism: Trematosphaeria pertusa
Lineage: Eukaryota; Fungi; Ascomycota; Dothideomycetes; Pleosporales; Trematosphaeriaceae
Product: TIP49-domain-containing protein
Exons: 4
Coding region: 98-1489 (463 amino acids)
Biological process (GO): chromatin remodeling; regulation of transcription by RNA polymerase II; box C/D snoRNP assembly
Cellular component (GO): Ino80 complex; NuA4 histone acetyltransferase complex; R2TP complex
Molecular function (GO): DNA helicase activity; ATP binding; ATP hydrolysis activity
Source: RefSeq, a predicted model, not a curated record